AUGUUCUAUGACUUGAACAUUCCGUGGACGUCAAAAGAUGACCCCGAACUAACUAGGACGAUUGCAUUUCUUGAUGAGCUGGGAUACAAUGUAAUAGCUCUCAAUCAGACCAUCGCGGGGAAAAUUCCGUCAAAGAUAGCCGGUAUUGCCAAUCUGAUACCCGAGAAUCCGUUCCAAGAUCACUCCAGUAUCCGCUUUCUUCGGCGCGUUACAAUCGUUCUAGACGACCCUUCACAGAACUAUGGACUGGCUUCACUAUCGAACAACUUCGACAUCGUCGCCGUCCGUCCCACAGACGAGAAACUCCUCCUCCAAGCUUGCACCAGCCUAGAAUGCGACCUAAUAUCUUUAGACCUAUCGAUCCGCCAUCCAUAUCAUUUCAAAUACAAGAUCCUGGGCCAGGCUAUAUCACGCGGUAUUCGUUUUGAGAUUACGUAUUCAGCGUCGGUAAACGAAAGCAAUGCUCGAAGAAACCUACUUUCAAAUGCAGCUGCCCUGAUUAGGGCAACAAAGGGCAAGGGAAUAGUCAUAAGUUCAGAGGCAAGAAAGGCGAUGCUGUGUCGGGCACCAUUCGACGUCAUCAAUUUAGCAACAUUAUGGGGUUUGAACCAAGAGAAAGGAAGAGAGGCGAUCGCAAACGGACCCAGAGCGGUGAUGAUACAGGCAAAGAUGAAGAGACAAUCGUUUAGAGGCGUAAUUGAUGUCGUGGAAGGCGGUGGCGUUCCAAAAUCAGUUCCAAAAGAAGUGGCAAAAACCACUAUAUCCCAAAAGGCACCAGUGAAGCGAAAGGCUGAAGUUGGUGAUAAUGACUCUACGGCAGUUGGGACCGCGAAGGAUUCACAGCAACCAGCUGAAAGCGCGAAGCUGGGCGGAGAAACAACACCUAGUGAAACCGGCGAGACUCGACCGACGAAGAAGCAACGGAAGAAAGAAAUGCAAGCAGCGAAGAAAGCAGCGGGCAGCGUCGGAGGUGUAUGA
Messenger RNA from Orbilia oligospora ATCC 24927, 978 nucleotides. RefSeq lists its product as uncharacterized. The record is from RefSeq and is a predicted model, not a curated record. The transcript is spliced from 4 exons. Gene Ontology annotation, biological process: tRNA processing. Gene Ontology annotation, molecular function: RNA binding. Gene Ontology annotation, cellular component: nucleolar ribonuclease P complex. Lineage: Eukaryota; Fungi; Ascomycota; Orbiliomycetes; Orbiliales; Orbiliaceae. The coding region runs from base 1 to 978 and encodes 325 amino acids.